Messenger RNA from Astrephomene gubernaculifera, 1536 nucleotides. NCBI's taxonomy places the organism in Eukaryota, Viridiplantae, Chlorophyta, Chlorophyceae, Chlamydomonadales, Astrephomenaceae. The record is from the annotation of a GenBank genome assembly.
CUCUCCUCUCCACCGUUAUACCUGCAGCCGCCUCAGCUGCGCCUGCCGCCACAACAGCCGCCCUCGUACCUCACGCCACCGCAGCAGCUGCCUACCUCAGCACCACCAGCUGCUCCGGCCUUAGCACCAUCCCAGUCGCCAUCACCAAACGAUGAGCCAAAUGAAGCAACUCUAUCCAGGCCGCCUUACUCCAGCAACCCUCCUCCACAAGCGUAUCCGCCAUCCCCUACUUCCCUGCUAGCAUCUCCACCGGAAACGCCAACUUCAUCCCUUCCUGGCAUUCCGCCGUCAUACAUGGAACCAUUGGCUCUUCCUCCACAGUCGCCAAGUGCGUCCUCACCCCCUGAAGGAUCGACAUACCCACCCGCUCAGCCUCCGCCCUACGGCCUUCCACCUGCUGCACUUCUAUCGCCACCGCCCUACCCGCCCCAAACCCCUACACAAGCGUAUCCACCUUCGCCGCCUCCAUCACCGCUAUCAACGUCCUCACCCCCUGAAGUACCAACAUACCCACCCGCUCAGCCUCCGCCCUACGGCCUUCCACCUGCUGCACUUCCAUCGCCACCGCCCUACCCGCCCCAAACCCCUACACAAGCGUAUCCACCUUCGCCGCCUCCAUCACCGCUAUCAACGUCCUCACCCCCUGAAGGAUCGACAUACCCACCAGCUCAGCCUCCGCCCUACGGCCUUCCACCUGCUGCACUUCCAUCGCCACCGCCCUACCCGCCCCAAACCCCUACACAAGCGUAUCCACCUUCGCCGCCUCCAUCACCGCUAUCAACGUCCUCACCCCCUGAAGUACCAACAUACCCACCCGCUCAGCCUCCGCCCUACGGCCUUCCACCUGCUGCACUUCCAUCGCCACCGCCCUACCCGCCCCAAACCCCUACACAAGCGUAUCCACCUUCGCCGCCUCCAUCACCGCUAUCAACGUCCUCACCCCCUGAAGGAUCGACAUACCCACCAGCUCAGCCUCCGCCCUACGUCCUUCCACCUGCUGCACUUCCAUCGCCACCGCCCUACCCGCCCCAAACCCCUACACAAGCGUAUCCACCUUCGCCGCCUCCAUCACCGCUAUCAACGUCCUCACCCCCUGAAGGAUCGACAUACCCACCCGCUCAGCCUCCGCCCUACGGCCUUCCACCUGCUGCACUUCCAUCGCCACCGCCCUACCCGCCCCAAACCCCUACACAAGCGUAUCCACCUUCGCCGCCUCCAUCACCACAAUCAACAUCCUCACCCCCUGAAGUACCAACAUACCCACCCGCUCAGCCUCCGCCCUACGGCCUUCCACCUGCUGCACUUCCAUCGCCACCGCCCUACCCGCCCCAAACCCCUACACAAGCGUAUCCACCUUCGCCGCCUCCAUCACCGCUAUCAACAUCCUCACCCCCUGAAGUACCAACAUACCCACCCGCUCAGCCUCCGCCCUACGGCCUUCCACCUGCUGCACUUCCAUCGCCGCCGCCCUACCCGCCCCAAACCCCUACACAAGCGUAUCCACCAUCGCCGCCUCCAUCACCGCUAUCAACGUCC